AUGACUUCUGCAUCAUUCCUCUUACUCAACCUCUUUCUCUUACUUAUAACCUCAAAUUCUCUUUCUUUGGCAUCGGUUUCCGUUCAACAAUCCAAAUUUUGGUCUCAAAAUGUAGACAGCAAUAUGCCUCAGUCUAUUCUCUCUAAAUUAUCCCCACUUUCUGAGAGCGAAGCAGAGAUGUUCACUCCAUUAGCAUCCAAAAAAUAUUUCUUGUCCAACCCCAAAUUCUGCACCACUGCCAAUUUGGUUUGCUCGGUUGCUGUCAAACCAUUACCUCCAACGAAUAUCAAUUAUGCUCAUUUCACUGAUAAAGUUUAUGUCCCUAUGGAACAAGUCCAUCCUGCGUCUUUGUUUAGGCUUUCUGUCAUAAAAAAAGGGCACAAAGUAACUCUCCCAACUAAUCUCGAUAGAGAACUCCCCAACCGCUCUUUUCUUCCUCCUCAAAUAGCUAGAAACAUUCAUCUUAGUGCGAGCGAGUUACAGAGAAUAUUUCCUACUGCCUUCUCUAUUCCUAUGACGAAGGCCGCCAUACAAUUGAGCCUUAGCCAUUGCGAUGCACCAACAGUGAAGGGAGAGAGACGCGGUUGUCUAAAGACACUGGAAGACAUGAUUCAAUUCUCUCGGGAAAGUUUAGGCUCAAAGCAUUUGGUUGCAUUGGCAUCAGAUUACACAAAAGGCGUGGGAAAUCAAGUGGUCAUGAUUGAGAAUGUUAAGCCUUAUAAGACUAAUAAGAUUGUCGCGUGCCAUGAGAUGUUCUUCCCUUUUGCCACCUAUUACUGCCAUAAGUUGCCUUCGACGCAAAUCUAUGCUGUGGAUGUGGUUAAACCUAACAAAAUAGGUACUACGAAUAAGAUGUUUGUAAUUUGUCACAUGGAUACCUCUGCAUGGGCACCUGAUCAUGUGGCUUUCAAGCUACUUAAGUUAUCUCCAGGGAAAGGAGAAGUGUGUCACUGGAUCACUCAAAUGGAUCUUAUUUGGGUUGGUUCCGACUAG
This is a messenger RNA of Ipomoea triloba (trilobed morning glory), 993 nucleotides long. Its product is annotated as BURP domain-containing protein 16-like. The record is from RefSeq and is a predicted model, not a curated record. Lineage: Eukaryota; Viridiplantae; Streptophyta; Magnoliopsida; Solanales; Convolvulaceae. The coding region runs from base 1 to 993 and encodes 330 amino acids. The transcript has a single exon.